UUUAGACAAACCACAAUAUGAAAAACAAUGGGCGUAAUUAGGCGUGUGAGCAUCCAACAGUGGAAAUAGUCAAGAAGGUCGAACGUGUUCACUUCGUCAAUUCUUGAACUGCUGAACACUCCGAGCUGGCAUUUGUGAAAGUCAAUGACUAAAAUAAUGCGAAAGAAUGAGCCUUUAAAGAUCAAAAAGCUACAUAAUCUCAAAUUAUUUUUUCAUUUCAUUUAUUCAUUCAAUAGUUAUUAGUAAACAGUAUGAUCAAGAUCAAGAACUGCUUUCGCGAAAUCACCAAACCCUGUCACUCCGAUGCCAAAGGUGUAGAAGAAUAUCCGGAAAAGGUUGGUGCUCCUCAAGAACAGAAGAUUUUCACAUUUCAAACCCUAAUUUCCGCAACAAACAAUUUCGAACAUAAGCUUGGUCAAGGGGGGUUUGGCCCUGUUUUCAAGGGGAAGUUGGAUGAUGGAAGGGAGAUUGCUGUGAAGAAACUUUCGCAAACCUCAAAACAAGGAAAAAGGGAAUUUACAAAUGAAGCCAAAUUAUUAGCAAGAAUACAACAUAGAAAUGUUGUAAGCUUAUUGGGAUAUUGUGCAUUUCCUGAAAAGCUUUUGGUGUAUGAAUACGUAGCUAAUGAGAGCCUCGACAAGCUUCUUUUCAAAUCUGCAAAGAGAGAUGUACUCGAUUGGAAGCGAAGAUAUUCCAUAAUUAAUGGGUCACAUACUCACAUACUAAAAGUAGAAAAACUUUAA
Lactuca virosa is the source of this 743-nucleotide messenger RNA. The record is from the annotation of a GenBank genome assembly. Lineage: Eukaryota; Viridiplantae; Streptophyta; Magnoliopsida; Asterales; Asteraceae.